CGAGUUUGUACAAGAGUUAUAACAAUAGUUUAGGGUCGGGCGCGUGAGUGUGGGGGCGAGACAGGAGUGACCCUCCACGUCUCCAGCUGUUCACUCAUCAUUACUCACCCCAACAAGGUCUAAGAGUCACAUAGACUUGAGAUAAUAUAAGAUACUACCUACGCUCGAGAUAAUUUUGAGAGCAUGGCAUUCAUUGGAAAUCUUUUCAAGUCCUUUAUGGGGUCAGAGGGCCCUUCAGGAAAUACAGUUACUGAAGUUGGAAUUUCACAAUUUACCAGGAUACCAAUUCAGUACCGUGAAGACUGCCUUGUCCUGUAUGGUCCAACACACAACAACACCUAUGAACUCCUCAUGCAUCAGUCAGUUCAUAACUCGCUUUCUAAAGCUUACAGUCUUUUCAGAACAGUUGAUAACAGUGAAGCCCAAAUUCGUUUCAUUGCACUGAAGGAGGUGCUGCCCCCUUUGGCAGAACACAUGCCUCACGAGAUUGCCAAUCAACAAGUUCUUCAGACUAUUUGUGACCUGGUUCGAGACCAUCCAACAUGGACAGCGGCACACAUUGCUGCCCAUCUUGGCUAUUCUCAUCUUUUUUUGCAGCCUUCAGUACUUAGGUUUGCAGACACCGCUGACAUGGAAAUGAAAGAAACCCCUUUACAUUUGGCAAUAAAGCAAGGUCACCUUGAUAUCAUUCGUACUCUAAUGAAAAAAAAUGUCAGUGUGGAUGUUACCGAUGUUAAAGGCAACUCCGUGUACCACCUUGCAGCAACAUCAAAUGAAACCAUCAUUAAGCUAGUAACUCAAAAGGAAUCUCGCCUUCUGAAUAUCCCUAAUGAAGCUGGCAAGACGCCCCUUCAUCUGGCUUGUGAAGGAGAUAAGCCAGACUGUGUGAAAGCUCUCCUGUGUGCCGGGGCAGAUGUUAAUGUGGCAGCAACUCAUGACUCCACCCUCCCAAUACAUUCAGCCAUGGCUGCUAAUAGCACACUCUGUGCAAGAGAAAUAAUUGCAAUGUAUCCAAACCAACUGAAUGUGAAGGACAUGAAAGAUGGCGGAACACCUUUACACUGGGCAACUUCUAGAGAGAUAAUUAAUGCAAUGGUUGACCUUGGGUGUAACAUUAAUGCACGUAAUUUUCAUGGUCUAACUGCUCUACAUAAGAUGGUACAAAACAAUCGUCUGGCGUGUGUUUUAACCCUGUUGAGUUGUGGUGCUGAGGUUAAUGUGUGUGAUGAUGCAGGUGAUCUGGCACUGCACAUGGCGAGCUCUGCUGCAGUCUUACAGGCCUUGCUCGUGUUUGGUGGCAACGCUACACUUCCAAAUAAUAAGGGGUUACUGGUUCGACAUGUUGUUGCCUCCAGUUCAUAUAAAGAGAAGAAUAUAAUGUUAUACAUCCUUCAUGCUGUUGGUGCUCCUCGUUGUCAGCAACUCUUCUCAGACUGCACCGAAGGCUGCACUCCUACAGGAUCUUUUGAUGGUGUCCCCAAUGAAUUUAACCAGUUUUCUCGCAGUCGUAUAAACUAUGAUGAAUUUUUAGAUGCUGCCAUGUUUGAAAAAACCAUAAAUGGAAUGCAGGGAGAGGUUACUUUAGGGUUUUCUGGCUUGGUCAACUCCACUAAGGAAGGUGGACGCAUAUUGUGUCUCGAUGGUGGAGGUAUCAAAGGUCUCGUCUUGAUUCAGCUUUUAAUUGCUCUGGAAGAAGCAGCUGGACGACCAGUUCUCCAACUCUUUGAUUGGAUUGUUGGAACAAGUACUGGUGGCAUCCUCGCUCUAGCACUAGCAAUGGGUAAAAGUGUACGAUAUACUCAAGGUCUCUAUUUUCGGAUGAAAGACUUGGUAUUUGUUGGUCGUCGACCUUAUGAUGAAAAACCGCUUGAAGACAUUCUGAGAAAGGAAUUUGGAGAAACCACUGUCAUGUCGGAAAUAAAUGGACCUAAGGUUAUAGUCACAGGCGUUUUGGCCGAUCGUUCACCGGCAGAUCUUCAUCUCUUCCGUAACUAUGUGAGCGGAGAGAAGUUGCUCGAGGCACAGGAAGGUGCUGCUUUCACUCCUACCAAACCACCUCAUCAGCAGCUGGUAUGGCAUGCAGCCAGAGCAUCAGGGGCUGCUCCAUCAUACUUCAGGGCUUAUGGCAGAUUUAUUGAUGGUGGCUUGAUCUCCAACAACCCAACUCUUGAUAUUUUGACGGAAAUAGCUGAAUACAACGUGGUCCUGAAUGCUCUUGGGAGAAGUGAGGAGGCAGCCAGGCCAUCUGUUCUAGUCUCACUUGGAACAGGGAGACCACCAGUGUCCAAGGUUGAUGCCAUUGACUGCUUCAGACCUGAAAGUAUGUGGAGUACAGUGCAGAUGGCAUUUGGUCUCUCAAACAUUGCAAAGAUGCUGAUUGACCAAGCAACAAUGGCAGAUAAUUGUACAGUUGACAGGGCACGAGCUUGGUGUGCAUCGUGUGGCAUCACGUACUUACGUCUCUCUCCUCAACUGUCCUUGGAUGUUCAGCUGGAUGACACUCGAGAUGACAUUCUUGUCAAUGCCUUGUGGGAGACCAUGGUUUACAUCCGAAGCAAAAAUGCUCAGAUUCAUAAAUUUGCAACUCUUUUAACAGCUGGUCGUGUUCAACAGACACACUGAGUAGCAAUAUAAGUUGCUUUGCUUUAUAUCUAGGGAGGAAUGUCAGCUGUUAGUUACAAAUUUAUGAAUUAUUUAUAUGUAUGUGUGUGUGUUGAAAUAUAUGUUGCCCAAGAUUGUUGAAAAAAUCUGAUGUUGAUAGAGUUCUCUCUCAGCAUGCCUACUACACCUCUGCUUUCCAGUGGGGCUAUUUUACACAUCCUAUCAUGCCUUCUGGUCUCGUGGAGUUAUUUUUGUGUGUCCGAUUUGGAACUAGUCCUAAUAGUAAUAUAUAAUAUAUAUGAAAUGUAACCUGCCGAUGACCCUAUGGUAUCAUCGGGAAUCUAAAAUAAUAUAUAAUGUAUAAUUAUAUAAAUAAAAUUGCUUGCAUAUUACA
Procambarus clarkii (red swamp crayfish) is the source of this 2995-nucleotide messenger RNA. It is a transcript of the gene iPLA2-VIA, whose product is annotated as calcium-independent phospholipase A2 VIA. Gene Ontology annotation, cellular component: mitochondrion. Gene Ontology annotation, molecular function: protein binding. The record is from RefSeq and is a predicted model, not a curated record. Gene Ontology annotation, biological process: positive regulation of ceramide biosynthetic process; lipid metabolic process. NCBI's taxonomy places the organism in Eukaryota, Metazoa, Arthropoda, Malacostraca, Decapoda, Cambaridae.